AUGUUUCGUCAAGUCAUGGGACUCUUCCGAGCUCAAAGCCAAGAGAGCCUAAUCAAACAAUACACUCAUGAUUUAGCUUCGCUCACAUCGAAAAUUCACCAGUUAGAUCAAUCAUUGAAAAAGAAGGAUGUUGGAAAGGCAAAAUGGCACAAAUGGUGCUAUCUUUAUGGAUCGAGCCUCCUAGCUUUGUUCAAUGCUGUUUUGUACUUGCAGUUGGCCGACAAACAUUUCGUAAUAGCAUCGCUAAUCGUUUCCGUAAUAGUGUUCGUCUUUCUUAAGUGGGGCAUCGACAAGUGGUAUGAAUUCUUUACGCAACGCACGCUGCGGAAAAUGGAUCAAUUGAGGGCGGCACAUCAAGAGAAGCUUGAGGCUUUAAAACAGAAGACGCACUUCUACUCAACGAAUUCCUUAAUUCAGAGAUUCUCUUCCGGUGAACACCAGGAAGAAGACGCUGUAACUCUCAUGGACGAAGAGAUGAAAACUAAGUAUGAUGAAUUACACAAGCUAAGGCAGGAGCUAGCAACAUUUCAAAAGCAGGAAAAUCCACAGGAGUCCCAGGUACAAAGGGACAAAUGGUUUGACAAAGUGCUAGACGUUAUAGGUGGCGGUGAUGUAAAACUAGAGUCGCAAGUGAAAUCCAUAGUCUGCGGGAAGUGCGAGAAGCACGCCGGCAGCUACAGGAUUGCGGGACUGCGGCUACAAUACGUGUGUCCGCUGUGUAAUUGGAGGUAUGACAGCGAAGAAAAGAAAGACGAACCCAAGCACGAACUUGUGGACAUUGUCGAGAAUUUAAACACAGAUCGUACACAGCAAUCAAAUGUAACGUCUAAAUGA
Lachancea nothofagi CBS 11611 is the source of this 834-nucleotide messenger RNA. Lineage: Eukaryota; Fungi; Ascomycota; Saccharomycetes; Saccharomycetales; Saccharomycetaceae. The record is from the annotation of a GenBank genome assembly.